Molecule: messenger RNA, 1116 nt
Organism: Leishmania braziliensis MHOM/BR/75/M2904
Lineage: Eukaryota; Euglenozoa; Kinetoplastea; Trypanosomatida; Trypanosomatidae
Exons: 1
Coding region: 1-1116 (371 amino acids)
Source: RefSeq, a predicted model, not a curated record
AUGUCAUCUUCUGGACCCUCCUUCGCAAUGUUACCGAGCCAGUACGCGCGGCCCCCAACCAAGGGGGAGAUUGCGGCGUUCAUGCUGCGGCACACUGCGCGUCUUCCGUUCGUGUGCCAUGCAGACGGGUUGCACCAUGGCGGAAAGACCAACACGGCCUCCUAUGUAGAGAACCAUCAGUCAGACUCGGUGCGGUGGGUAGCGCCGUACCUUUACACAGGUGCCGAUUAUGCACUCGUUCUGGCCGCCUGUUUCCCAAGCCAUUGCGUCGAUCUCUCGCUGCUGAACUGGUCAACAAAUCCACUGCUCUCCCAACGUCAGGGUAACCUGCGUGUGUUCUGCGAAGCCGCUCGCGCGCUAGGGCUCCCGGACGCACCGCUGUCGGCACUACACCCGGAGCUGUUGCAGAGUAGCGCCGCCUGCAUCGUGGGGCAUCUAAAGGUGCAGCACUGGCUAUACAGUCUCUCACUGCGGUUUAUGCCUGCGCCCAAUCACGACGCAGCGACACUGCGCGCGGUGCAUCGGCAUUUGCAGUCGGGAGAGCCCUACCUAAAGCGAAGGCGGAGUGAGCACGACGAGGAUGGCGUGUGUGCGUCGGUGCGCGAGUGCCCACCCCUGCCGGCUGAGCACUUACUGCGGUGUGUGCCGGCCCUCACUCCCAUCCCCCCUUUUACCGACGCACCCGAGUCAGCGCCUCCGUCUUCUGCUGCCGCUACUUCUACCGAGGUGAAUCCUAAGGAGGGCGCAGACAUGCCGAUCGCACUAGCCAGUCACUCGACAGGCGACGUAGCUGAGGGAGCAAAGAGGCAGAGGCUGUGGCUCAGAUACAGCAAGCCGUGGCUGUUGCCGUCGCUGCACGCUGCAGAAACCAAGAAAGCGGCGAGUGAGGCAGCUGCGGCGAAGCGGGCGCAGGAGGAGCGGGAGCGUGACCCCCGGUACAACGCGUACGUAGCGCAAUCCAGGAAUCUGCACGAGCAAUACCUUGUGUCGUGUACAGCCGUGUCAGAGAAGCGGGAGCAGUUGCGUCUCAUCAAGGCGCUGCUGCUGCAGGACAUAAUCGAGGGCAAGCCAGUAGAUUUCAAGGACUACGCCGCGAGACUUCGCGCGUGUCAUUGA